CCUUUAUAAACAAGGGUUUUGCAACAUAUUCAUCCAGUUGUUAUUAACAAAUACAUUUAUGAUCGUAUUGUGUUUUCGUGCAAAAUUUAUGUGUGUCAGUGUGAUCAAGAGGCUGAAGAUUAAUUAAUUGUUGGAACACAAGUGGAAUAGACGCAAAUCCGGUGGAUUUUGAGAAGACGACGGAUUUUCCAACCGAUCUCAAGGUAUAAAACCAAAAGCCAACAAACGAGCCACAACAGUCUUCACCAAGUCGUCGAACAUGUUGUUACCGUUGAUAUUCACCCUGUUCUGCGGGGUGCAAUCCUCCCCCUUUUUACUAAUGCAGAAAUACAUCGAGGGUUUCCAAAACGGGCUGAACGAACUGCAUGAACUGUCACACCACCACCAAUUCGAGGAGGAAAUCUGUCAUGAACACGAAGAAACACACGACGUGGAAGAGUACGACUUUAUAAUAGUUGGAGCCGGUACCUCCGGUUCAAUAAUAGCCAACCGCCUGUCCGAAGUACCGGAAUGGAAGAUCCUGGUACUGGAAGCAGGAGCCCCCGAAACCGAAUUCACCAAAGUACCCAAGAUGCAAAAGUACCUGCAAACAACCCCGUACUCCUGGGGCUACAAGACAGUGCCACAAUCCCACUCCUGUUUAGGAAUGAUUGACAACAAGUGCACUUUGGAAAACGGCAAAGCCCUAGGCGGUAGUUCGGCCAUCAACGACAUGCUGUACAUCAGAGGCAACCCGAAGGACUACGACGUGUGGGCGGACAAGGACAACAUCGGCUGGUGCUGGGACGACGUGAAGCACACAUUCAAAAAACUGGAGGACGCGUACAUCCAUCCGUUCGACAGGAAGUACCAUAAGUACGGAGGACACGUCCACUUAGAAAACCCCCGUUACACCACACCUCACCUCCAGGAACACAUCAUGGGAGCAGCCGAGGAAUUGGGCAUCCACACCGUCGACUACAACGGCAAACACCAAAUGGGCUUCGGAGUACCGCAGGUCAUCACCAAGGAGGGCAAGAGGAUCAGCAGUGCUGAAGCCUAUUUGGAGCCGGCCGUGAAACGGGAAAACUUGCUAAUCAGGCCCGAAAGUCGAGUGGUUAAAAUACUAAUCAGUACCCACACUAAAGAAGCCACAGGAGUUAAGUACUUACACGCUGGCAAACUGUUCGUGGCAAAGGCCAGGAAGGAAGUGAUUUUAGCCGCAGGAGCCAUUAAUAGUGCCCAACUGUUGAUGUUGUCCGGAAUCGGACCCUUGGAGGAUCUCAAAAAGCUCGACAUUGAGUGCGUGAGUGACUUGGAAGUUGGCAAACAUCUGAAGGAUCACAUGGGCUUCAACGGCCUCAACUUCAUCUAUAACUCGAGCACGCACGACCACCACAAGUUCAACAACCACGACGACGUAGUACUAUAUUUGCGAGACGGCAAGGGACCAUUAACAGCAGUACCGAACGAAGUAAUCGGCUUUGUCAAGUCCGAAGCGUCGAAAGACCCAUCUGAUUAUCCAGACCUCCAACUAUCCUUCACCCCUGACAUCUUCAACCACGGUCACGAACACCUGAGGUACUUGAACAUCCGCCCGGACGUCUACGAUCACAUGUGGAAACACCUGGAAGACUACAAGGGCUUCAGCAUCAUUCCCACGUUAACCAACCCUAAAUCCAGAGGCCACAUGAAACUGCACAGCAACAAUCCACUUCACCCACCUCUGAUAGAUCUCAACCAACUCUCAGACGAAGAGGAGAACGACCUGGAAACUCUCCUGGCUGGAGUGAAGAUCGCCAUCAAGUUGGCACAAACAGAAUCCAUGCAAAAAUUGGGUAUACACAUCAACACGCACAGUGCCCCAGGCUGUGACAAGCACAAGUUCGACACCAAAGACUUCUGGAUCUGCCAGAUAAAACACUUGUCUUAUAACUUGAGGCAGAUUAGUGGUACCGCGAAAAUGGGACCGAAGGGAGAUCACACAGCGGUCGUGGACAAUAAAUUGAACGUCUAUGGAGUGCACAAGUUGAGAGUGGCAGACGCAAGUAUCAUUCCCGUCACAAUUACCGGUAAUUACAUGGCUGUGGAGAUGAUGAUUGGAGAACAAGCCUCCGAUUUGAUUAAGGAAGCCUGGAAGUGAUUGUAGUACUGAUAUUUUGAAGUAUACAAUAUUUAUUUUUUAUACAAUAAAGCAUUUUU
Messenger RNA from Aethina tumida (small hive beetle), 2181 nucleotides. RefSeq names its product glucose dehydrogenase [FAD, quinone]. Gene Ontology annotation, molecular function: flavin adenine dinucleotide binding; oxidoreductase activity, acting on CH-OH group of donors. The coding region runs from base 260 to 2122 and encodes 620 amino acids. NCBI's taxonomy places the organism in Eukaryota, Metazoa, Arthropoda, Insecta, Coleoptera, Nitidulidae. The transcript is spliced from 3 exons. The record is from RefSeq and is a predicted model, not a curated record.